AUGGCGUCGGCGAUCUCCGAGCGAGUAGAGCUCGCCAAGCUUUGUACCUCCCGGGAUUGGUCCAAGGCGAUUCGAGUUCUCGACUCUCUCCUCUCCCAGUCCUCUUCCAUUCAAGAUAUCUGCAAUAGAGCCUUUUGUUACAGUCAAUUGGAGCUUCACAAGCAUGUGAUUAAGGACUGUGACAGGGCGCUCCAGCUCGAACCUACGCUUCUUCAAGCUUAUAUACUGAAAGGUCGUGCCUUUUCAUCAUUGGGCAGGUCCAGUGAUGCUCUGGCAGCGUGGCAACUAGGUUAUGAGCAUGCUCUACACCAAACAGCAGAUCUUAAACAAUUACUAGAGCUAGAAGAACUUCUUAGAUUUGCAAAGCAGGAUCAAAGUAUUAGUUCAGAGAACCAUGGCACUGAAUCUAGAUCAUUUGUUGACACUGCUGAUUCUGGACAGCUUACAAAUGGCAAGUCAAUGGAUGUUCUUAAGAACCAAAACAAAUUAAACGAUAUCUCCAAUAUAUGCAAUGGGUCAAGGGAGGCUUCUGAGACUGACAGCAAGUAUGGUGACAAUUCAAAAUUGCAAAACGGGACAACCAAUAAGGGCGGCAUGAGAUCUCUGAAUUCUUUACCUGAAUCAAGACCGUCUCUCAAUGGCAAAGCAAGUGAAGCUGAUGCAAGCCCCAUUAGAUUGAGUGACCACCCUCAAACAUGUAAUGAGCUAAGAGAUGUUACUGAUGUUGGUGGGAGAUCUGAGGGGGCUUCUUAUCCAAAUAAUAGGCUAAACGAUAAUGCUGGAAGUGGCAAAAAGCCUGUAAGCCAGACAAAUGGAGCACUUGACGUUGUCCACAAACCAAAAAGUGAUACUAACAGUUUCAGUGAUUCAAGGAGUCGCUUGUCUGAGUUUUCCAGUGGAUCAUCAAUGAUUUCUAGCAACUCAGAAGGCACAAGUGAAAUUCGAGGCAGGUCAAGUAAGAAGGCUGAUGUGCAUAAUGAAGCUAGUGAUGAAGCAAAGGGUAACAAAAAGUUCUGUGUAACUAGGAUUUCAAAGACCAAGUCUAUAAGUGUAGAUUUUAGACUUUCGAGGGGAAUAGCACAGGUUAAUGAAGGGAAAUACUCUUCUGCUGUAGGCAUUUUCGACCAGAUACUUAGAGAGGAUCCUAAUUAUCCUGAAGCACUCAUAGGGAGAGGCACAUCUUAUGCAUUUCAGAGAGAACUAGAAGCUGCUAUUGCUGAUUUUUCAAAGGCUAUAGCAGUAAAACCAUCAGCUGGUGAAGCAUGGAAGCGGAGGGGACAGGCCCGAGCUGCACUAGGGGAAUCUGCAGAGGCCAUUGCAGACUUGACCAAGGCAUUAGAGUUUGAGCCGAACUCACCGGACAUAUUGCAUGAAAGAGGUAUUGUAAAUUUCAAGUUCAAGGAUUUUUAUGCUGCCAUUGAAGACCUUUCAACAUGUGUGAAGCUUGACGUGGAAAAUAAGUCUGCCUAUACAUAUUUAGGUUUGGCAUUGUCUUCAAUUGGUGAACAUAAAAGAGGAGAGGAGGCACAUUUAAAAUCAAUUCAACUUGAUCGUAGCUUCCUUGAGGCAUGGGGUCAUUUGGCGCAGUUCUACCAUGAUUUAGCCAACUCCACAAAGGCUUUGGAUUGCAUUCAACAAGUUCUUCAAAUAGAUGCAAGGUUUGCGAAAGGAUAUCAUUUGCGAGGGCUGCUGAUGCAUGGAAUGGGUGAACACAGGAAAGCUAUCAAAGAUUUGUCUGUUGGGCUGACCAUUGAGAGCUCAAACAUUGAGUGCUUGUAUAUACGGGCUUCCUGUUAUCAUGCUAUUGGAGAAUAUGCAGAGGCGGUGAAGGACUAUGAUGCUACGUUAGAUGUGGAACUAGACUCCAUGGAGAAGUUUGUGCUUCAAUGUUUGGCCUUCUAUCAGAAGGAGAUAGCUUUGUAUACUGCCUCAAAAAUCAAUACUGAAUUCUCUUGGUUUGACGUUGAUGGUGAUAUUGACCCUCUGUUCAAGGAAUACUGGUGCAAAAGAUUGCAUCCAAAGAACGUCUGCGAAAAGGUUUACAGACAGCCACCUUUGCGUGAGUCUCUAAAGAGGGGUAAGCUUAAGAAGCAUGAUUUUGCUAUUACAAAACAGAAGGCAGUACUUCUGGCUGCUGCUGAUUCAAUUGGCAAGAAGAUUCAGUAUGAAUGCCCUGGCUUCCUUCCAAAUAGGCGACAGCAUCGGAUGGCUGGGUUGGCUGUUAUUGAAGUUGCACAAAAGGUGUCAAAAGCAUGGCGUUCCUUACAAGCAGAAUGGAAACAUUCAAACAAAAGUUCAUCCAAGAAUGGUAAAAGACCAAGGAGAAGAAUCAAUGUGGCCAGUCAGAAUAGGGGUGGUGCUGGUUGUAGCACAAGCAGUGGCUCGGAAACAUCAACUUCGUAUAGCAUUACAGAGGACAGGUCAUCCGCCCGUUACAUGUUAUCAUGGCAUGAUCUUUAUUCCUUGGCUGUUCGGUGGAGACAGAUUUCUGAACCCUGUGAUCCAGUUGUGUGGAUUAACAAGCUAAGUGAGGAAUUCAAUUCUGGCUUUGGCUCUCACACUCCAAUGAUUCUAGGGCAAGCAAAAGUUGUUCGGUACUACCCUAAUUAUGAAAGGACGUUACAGGUUGCAAAGAAUGUGAUGAAGAAAAAACUAUAUGUCUACAGUAAGAAUGAUAAUGUCAUCGACAUAUCCGAAGAUGAGAAGCUGCAUGAAAUUAUGGUUGCAGAAACAUGUUCUGAUCUUUACAGAGCAGUUGGUGAAGACUUCUGGUUGGCUACGUGGUGCAACAGCACUGCAUUCGAGGGGAAGCAACUUGAGGGGACAAGAAUCGCCUUGGUGAAAAUGGGAGAGCUUGGGUUUGACUAUGCUAUCAAAACCCCUUGCACACCUUCUAGGUGGGAAGAUUUUGAUGCAGAAAUGGCAAUGGCAUGGGAUGCUUUGUGCAAUACUUACUGUGGAGAAAAUUAUGGAUCCACCGACUUUGAUGUCCUUGAGAAUGUUAGGGCUGCGAUGCUAAGGAUGACAUAUUACUGGUACAAUUUUAUGCCGCUAUCCAGAGGUUCAGCUGCUGUAGGAUUCAUCGUUUUGCUGGGAUUACUUCUUGCUGCAAAUAUGGAGUUCACAGGACAGAUUCCCAAGGGCUUGCAGGUGGAUUGGGAAGCCAUUCUUAAUUAUGAUCCAAACUCCUUCGUGGAUUCAGUCAAGAGUUGGUUGUACCCGUCUCUCAAGGUCACGACAUCUUGGAAAGAUUAUCCAGACGUUGCAUCGACUUUUGAGACCACAGGGUCUGUUGUAGCGGCUCUCAGCACUUACAACGAUUGA
Messenger RNA from Linum trigynum, 3324 nucleotides. The record is from the annotation of a GenBank genome assembly. NCBI's taxonomy places the organism in Eukaryota, Viridiplantae, Streptophyta, Magnoliopsida, Malpighiales, Linaceae.